This is a messenger RNA of Aphanomyces invadans, 2399 nucleotides long. RefSeq lists its product as hypothetical. Gene Ontology annotation, molecular function: voltage-gated potassium channel activity. Gene Ontology annotation, biological process: regulation of membrane potential; potassium ion transmembrane transport. The transcript is spliced from 9 exons. Gene Ontology annotation, cellular component: membrane. Bases 61 to 2256 code for a protein of 731 amino acids. The record is from RefSeq and is a predicted model, not a curated record. Lineage: Eukaryota; Oomycota; Saprolegniomycetes; Saprolegniales; Verrucalvaceae.
CCGCGAGCUGCCCCAACACACUCGCCGACGCGUCCCACCACACGGCGGACGGGGUUCGACAUGCAGCACCCCGUGGUCGACCUGUCGGGCCUUCCUCGACCGACGGGUCACCAUGCCCCCCUAGACCGCUUGACUGGGCCUGCUGCCACCGCACGCGGCCGAGAACCUGAACUCGGACAGCUUCAACUUACGUUAGACGUCGUCGACACGUCCAUUUCAGGUGAAGGCAUGCCAAAUACGACAGCAUCCACCCCGUCCGACAAGGCGCCGUAUGCCCGUCGAACGCCAGGGCUGAAACUAGCUCCGAUACUGAAGUCUCGGAUGCAGUCGAGCGUCCGAAACAUUCGGCGAGGCCGAGAACAGCCCACGAUGAAGUUGAUCAUGCGGAAAGGAAGCGACGCUGACGACCCGUCGAGGAGGCGGAGCACAGAUUCGACCCUCAUGACACGUCGGUCCGUCAACCCUCCGCAAAAUGCCCGAUGUCCACCAAAGACGAACGCCACGAAAUCGGGGUCCCGCAAGUACUGGCCCGACUUUGUCAUGGCGUCGGCAAAAGCAACGUCCAAGUUUCGAUGGUGUUGGGACAUUUACACAAUGAUUCUGCUUUGCUACACAGCCGUCGCAGUGCCGUUCGAGAUUGCAUUCGUCCAACAAGACGACGUGGACGCGCUCUUCCUUUUCGACCGCUGCGUCGACCUGUCGUUCUUCGUCGACAUGCUCUUUUGCUUCAUCACGCCGUACUGGGACCCCCACGCAAACGCCAUGAUUGAGGACCUGCCACUCAUUGUGAAGCAUUACCUCAAAGGGUGGUUUUGCCUCGACUUCGUCUCGAUCCUGCCCUUUGACAUUGUCGGCCUGUUUAUGGACGAGACGUUCCGCCAGCUCACGAUCUUUCGCAUCCUCCGCAUCCUGCGCAUCAUCAAGCUCGUGCGCGUUUUCCGUGCGUCGCGAAUCUUUAGCCGAUGGCAGGCCCAGCUCAACAUCCCCAUGGCGAUUUUCAAGCUGAUCGGGCACUUGGCGACCAUCUUGCUCCUGGCGCACUGGCUCGGGUGUCUGUGGGGUGGGGUCGUCCACUUUGAGAGCCACAAAGACGGCCUAGGAAACAAAAUGUCUUGGAUGACUGUGUACGGCAUCGAUGACAAAGGAAUGCAGACGCAGUACGUGACGUCGCUGUACUGGGCUGUGGUGACCAUCUUGACGAUCGGCUACGGCGACAUCCCCGUCGUCACGCUGGAGGAGAAGGGAAUUGCGAUCGUGUGCAUGAUUGCCGGCUGUGGCACGUACUCGUUCGUGAUCGGGUCCAUCUGUGGUGUGCUGUCAAGCAUGGACGAAGCAACGACGGACUUUCGGCAAAACAUGGACCACUUGAACAUGCUCUUGCAAAAGGAGCGCGUCCCGAAACAAAUGGUCAUCACGUUUCGCGAGUAUUUUCUCCACACGCAAGACUUGAUGAACCACAAGUACUUUUCCAAAGUCCUCGACACGCUGUCACCGGGGCUCAAGGGCGAACUCGGCGUGUACACGUCCGGCGAGUGGAUCCACCGCGUCCCGUUUUUCCAGGGCGGACCCAAGACCGAGCACACCAAGUUUAUCACGGCCAUCACGCAGCACCUGACCGCGAUGCUGUUUCCGCCGAACGAGUCGAUGAUCCGCCGGGGGGACCUCACGGACCGCAUGUACAUCUUGUCCAAGGGGAUCGUCGCGCGGCUCGGGAAAGUGAUCGGGAAAGGCAACUUUGUCGGCGAAGACGUGAUUCUGUCCACUGGCGUCCGGCACUACGAAGUCCGCACACUCACGUUUGUGGACGCGAUGGUGCUGACGAGGGCCGGCCUCCAAGAAGUGCUGCGAGGCCACUUUCCCCAUAAGAAGAAGACCAUCCGCCGCGCGUCCAUCUGGCUGUGUCUUGGGAGGAAGAUGGAGUACUUCUUGGAGGAACUCAGGUACUUGCGAACGUCGCCGCAGCACGCGUGGACACACGCAGAAGAAUCGGACUGGUUUCGCGCGCGGAUGUUCAACGACCACGACUUGGACCUCGAAUCGGCGCCUCUCCACUUGGCGACCCAGUGCGUUGCUGCCGCCCAGAAAGCGCUCGCGGCGGCCGUCGCGCUCGAUUCGUCCUUGUCAAGGCGCGACGACUUUUUUGCCCUCACCACGUGCACCAAAGCAUCGCACACGAUGCUGGAAGACAGCUGCCGGCGCGGCGAUAGCGCCGCCUAUCCACCCGCCAUGUUGGACGCGACCUUGCCAUCCACGUAGCGAGUGCACUAUUUAACACCAUUCAACACACGUCCUCAACGCGACUGUCGCGUUGAAACGUGCUCUCUCACUGUCCUCAUCGCCUUGACCACAUGACACGGACGGGUGGCUCUGGGCGCCCCGACGAGUCAUGGCGGCGAUCA